AUGCACAGCGUGUUCCUCUACCACGCAGUGCCCAAGGGUCUGAACAUGUCCAUCGUGAACCCAGGAGGCCUUCCCCGCUACACGGACAUCGACGAGAACACACGCAAGCUGGCGGAAGAGGUGAUCCUGAACCAGUCUGCAGAUGGCAAGCAUGUCGAGCGCUUCCUGGAGUACGCCGAGGCAGUCCGCAAGCCUGCCCCGGCUGCGGGUGGUGCUGCGGGUGGCGCUCCCGCCAAGGAUGCCUGGCGAAGCGGCACAUUCACAGAGCGUCUGCACUACGGGCUGAUCAACGGUAUCGACAAGUUCAUUGAGGGGGAUACCGAGGAGGCCCGGGCAGAAUUGCAAAUCCCGCUGCGUGUCAUCGAGGGGCCGUUGAUGGAAG
Symbiodinium necroappetens is the source of this 382-nucleotide messenger RNA. The record is from the annotation of a GenBank genome assembly. Lineage: Eukaryota; Dinophyceae; Suessiales; Symbiodiniaceae.